AAUAAUAAUAAUAAUAAUAAUAAUAAUAAUAAAAAAAAGGAAGAAAAAACAUCACCGCGUAUAAAUCAUUACAAUCGUUUGUCCAAUCUUCCCCAGGUGUCAAGUUUUGGGGAUUCAUCAGUCCAAUCAAACACGCCCUUUUGACCCCAUCUUUCUUCUUCCUUCCCCCACUUUCUUAAUCACUCUCACUCUUCCCUUCCUCUACUUCACUGACUCCCUCCUCAUAUAAAUACACCAAAGCCGCCAAUUCCCCUCUCCAUUCUGCACCAAAACCAACAAACAAAACUCAAUUCUCCUCAUCAUCAUCCAAAUUCCAAAUUCCAAGUACGGAAAAUAUCAUCAUCUAUAAAACAAAAAAAAAAGAGAUGGUUAAAUCGAGAUUCCAAAAGCUUCAAGAUCAACAAGCAACUUCUUCCAGUACUACCACUACGACGUCGUCGGAGAGGUCUUGCAACAGCGUUGACUCAAGUAGCAGUAGUACUAAGUAUAAGGGUGUCCGAAAGCGGAAGUGGGGGAAAUAUGUGUCCGAGAUUAGACUUCCCAACAGCCGUGCUCGGAUAUGGUUGGGUUCCUACGACACCGCCGAGAAAGCCGCCAAGGCCUUCGACGCCGCCCUUUUCUGCUUGCGUGGCAAGUCCGCCAAAUUUAAUUUCCCGGAUAACCCGCCCGAUAUAGUCAACGGCCGGUCCAUGAGCUCCGCCGAGAUUCAAGUCGCCGCUGCCCGGUUUGCUAAUUCGGAGCAGCCCGAUGAUGGAGCCCGGGUGGAUCACUUGGCGGUUUCGGAUCAUUCUUCUUCUUCGACUUCGUCGGAGAUUGCAGAAUCUCCCUGCCCGUCGGUUUCUGAUGGGGUGGUAAACUUGGAGAGCGAAUUGCCUGAAAUACCCUUGGACACUGCUUUCUUGGAUACCUUCUCCACCAUGGGUUGGGAUGUUCAUGAGGGUAACAACGUAAACAGCAACAACCACCACCAUCGUCACAACAACAACGACGUCGUUGCCGAUUUUGGAAUAUUCCCUGGAUUUGAUGAUUUUUUUGCCGCACCAAUUCCAACCCUUGAUUCCUAUGGGGAAGAGAAUUGCGAUGGUUUUUACUCUCAAGAUUCUGCUACUCUUUGGAAUUUUUGUUAGAUUCAUUUUUUUAUUCUUUUACUUAGCUUGUGGAUGGUCCGAUUUUUUUAGUAUGGUCAUCAACUAGCUUGCGAUUUCUCUCUUAUUAUUAUUCUUUAAAUUCUUCCCUAUUCAAAUAUUCUUUCAUUCUUUUUAUAGGUUUAAAGCAAAAUUAGAUUUGAUCGAGCAAGGUUUUUAGGGUUUAUUACAUGUACCGUAAUGUGUAAAUGUAAUAUUCUUUUAAUCUUUAAUUUAUUUAUUUUUUUCAUCUUACUUUUACUCAAAUGACUAUUCGUAUUUAUUUCAUCCUUAAAAAAAACUGUUUUUAUUCAAAAAGCCCAACAAAUCCAAACGCGGACAUAGACAUGUAACAAUAGUUAAAAUACUUUCUCAGAGUGUUUUUUCUCUCGAAAGAGAUUUAUCGAGCUCAAAUUCAGAUUAGUCGGAGCAAUAAUUUCAAACACCGUGUAACAUAGUAUUAAAAAAACUCAACAAAUGGGACUUUAGGCAUAACUAUAAACUGGAAAUUAUGGGCUUAUAGUUUACGAGCAGGAAAAAAGUACGGGCUGGCAGUAGCCGCCAUGGUGUAAUUUACUUCCCUCCAGGAAAGAGGAACUGAGGAUUUUUUUAUUUUCUUUUUCAUCCUCCACAUUAUUCACAUGAGGUUUAUGGAUGGCGUGAAUCUAUAUAAUAAAUCCGGAUGAACUUAUGCGCCGCGGGCCAAGAAUGACUCCUAUAUAUGUA
Oldenlandia corymbosa var. corymbosa is the source of this 1850-nucleotide messenger RNA. The record is from the annotation of a GenBank genome assembly. Lineage: Eukaryota; Viridiplantae; Streptophyta; Magnoliopsida; Gentianales; Rubiaceae.